AUGGAAUAUAUAAAAAGUUGUAGUAUAUAUCAGCUCCUUUUCAUCUCAUUUCAACCUAAUUUAGUAGACGCGUACUACUCCCGUCUCUACCAAAUUACCUCUAAAAAUCGUUUUUGCCCAUCAUUUCCUGUAUUUUUCUAUAUAAUAAUUUUUAUAAAUUAUUUUCUAUUUAAAUCUCCAUUUCUGGAAAUUUUAAGUGCAGAUUCCAUACAUAUAAUAUUUAGAUCUAUCAUGUGCUUUUUAUCUAUUAUAUUCAAAAUGCAGACUAACUCGGAUAACAAUUUGGAGAAAAAGGACUCAAUGCCCAAGUAUUUCUCUGAAAAUGUAUAUAAAGAAAUUGUAAAAUCGUUAAGCGAAUUUCAAAAACGUACGGCUAACGCAGGCGAAAAUAUGAACAUGGCUAAUAGGGACGAACCUGAGAUCGAUAUGGAUUUCAAUCUGAAUCCACCCUCGGAUCAACAGCAGAGUUUUGCAUACUCUCCGAACUACAUGUACAGCCAAGAUGCUAACGGCCGCAUCCUCCAUGAUCAAACAGGGAAAAAAAUCCCUGAGUACAACACUGUCAUGAACUCCAAUGAAUGCAUCUUACAAAGGAAAUAUGAACCUAUGCUCUCUGAGAGUAACGUGAUGAAACCUGGCGAUGACUGUAAUAAAAUAAGCAUGACUAAAUUUGAAGAAAAGGCACCUCUAGAAGAAACAGAAAUGAGUUCUGACCUCGUCAAAUGUGUCAAGAGCCCUCAAACCAGUCCUAACUUACUUCCAACAGCAGCUGAGAGCUUCAACAUCAAAAAUGAGCUUAAUGGCCCUCAAAUGAUGAACGAAGUAAAUCAGUCUGAUUUGAGGCCAAACGGGGAGGAACAGAAGAAAUUUUAUUCUGAAGAGGCUAGAAAAAUGCAAUAUCAAAAUAAAACAAUAGAUUAUGGUUGUAUCAACUAUGACCCGUGUGGAAGUGACAACCGAAUUUCGGAUCCAGGAUAUUAUUAUUCUAUUCCAUACGACCCACGUUUAUUUCAAAAGAAACAAAAUAUUGAAGAAAAUUUAAAUUAUAUGAUGUAUAAGCCCGAAAAAGCAGUGGCUUAUUUUAACUCGAUAAUACCUGUUUUUGAUGAUGAAACCAACACAUACUAUCCCAAUUAUCAGGUUGAUGAUCAAAACAAUCCAAAUAUUAUCAAUCGUCAGACGAUGUUUCGAAAUGGUAUGAUUAAUACAAUGAUACAUAAUUAUUUUUUAGAAUUAUUAAGCGACAGAAACGUAUCUCCAUUUUACAAAUACAUUACAAGGGGUCAAAACUACAACUUACCAAAUCCAUAUGGUAAUAUUGAGUCAUAUUACAAGACCAACUCAAUGAAACAAGACAUAGGUGAGAGGUAUGAUCAAAUCGACUCAAAUGACCAAAAUGGCAACUCACAAGGUAGAAUCGCAAUCAAGCCCAAACAAGAAAAGAAGCGCAAUUCUAGGUCAACAUCAGCAGGAAGACCCAAAUUAAAUAGAAACCACUACUCUUGUUCCAACUGUAAUGUCAAAACCACACCUCAGUGGAGAUAUUACAAGGGGGUGGCUGUAUGCAAUGCCUGUUACAUGAGAAUUAGGAAGGACAAAACACAAUCAACCCAAAACCCAAAGGGAAAAAAUAAAAAAAAAUAA
This is a messenger RNA of Theileria annulata, 1644 nucleotides long. Its product is annotated as GATA-specific transcription factor, putative. NCBI's taxonomy places the organism in Eukaryota, Apicomplexa, Aconoidasida, Piroplasmida, Theileriidae. Gene Ontology annotation, biological process: regulation of DNA-templated transcription. The record is from RefSeq and is a predicted model, not a curated record. Bases 1 to 1644 code for a protein of 547 amino acids. The transcript is spliced from 3 exons. Gene Ontology annotation, molecular function: zinc ion binding; sequence-specific DNA binding.